This is a messenger RNA of Protopolystoma xenopodis, 516 nucleotides long. The record is from the annotation of a GenBank genome assembly. Lineage: Eukaryota; Metazoa; Platyhelminthes; Monogenea; Polystomatidea; Polystomatidae.
GUUAGGUGUUCUCCUCCUCCUCUCCCUUCAUCGCCAACUGGUACGUGGCCACCUGAGGCGCGUAGGCACGAUGCAAAUACUGCAGCAAUUGCUGCUGCUGCUCCAUCCAUCAUCCAUUUAUCCAUUAUAUAUUCAUUCAGCAAUCAGUCGGGCCAUGCCCAGCAGACGGACUGUCUCCUCUCCGCCUGGGAGCUCUGCUCGUCCGGCAGUCUGGGCUCGUCCACCUGCUCCGGACUCUCCAUGCAGACAAGUCCGCCCAUCUGGGAAGCCUCGACCGGCGAAACGGGCCCCGGAAUCCGCCCCCUAUCGCAUGGAAUAGCUGGGCAUGUCCUCUCCCUGCGCCGAGCUCCGGCCGCUGCGAUAGCCUGCUUGACUCGCAUCGAGACUCUGCACUUCUACGAGUCCAUGACGUUAGGCCACGCCUCCGAGGCAGGUGUCGGCGGUGCGGGCCGACCUACCGCCUGCGUCGCAUUUCCACCUCCCGCACACCUCCGAGGCGUCCUACCAACCCUGUAA